Molecule: messenger RNA, 8707 nt
Organism: Rhinichthys klamathensis goyatoka
Lineage: Eukaryota; Metazoa; Chordata; Actinopteri; Cypriniformes; Leuciscidae
Gene: kcp
Product: kielin cysteine rich BMP regulator
Exons: 47
Coding region: 365-6781 (2138 amino acids)
Molecular function (GO): protein binding
Source: RefSeq, a predicted model, not a curated record
CGGCUGUCACAUUUACAGCCUUUAUUUCAAUCGCGGAGGAGGGAAAACAACGAAGCUUUGCAUUGUUUUGUUUGGAAGCGACAGGAAAGCAGCUAAACCCCCCAGCUAAACAGCCGAAAACAAGUCCAGAUGUUUCAAAUCUGAGGGUCGCUGUCAUACGAGACCAUAUACCAGAGGACUCUUCAAGCUCUUCAUCCGACAUCUCGCCUCAUAUAUAUUUAGAUAUAGCCUAUAUAUUUUUGGGGGGGAAAUGUGUAAUAUAUUUAGAUAGUUAUAAUCAUUUUUUCUACUCUUGAGUAAGGAAAACGGUAUUUUUUUUCUUCCUGGCGACUUUGUGAGAACUAAACUGAUCUGACUGGUGAGAAUGGGGCUGAAGUCUGUAGUUGGAGAUCUUGUCUGGACUUUGUUUUUUCUCUGGAAUGUUUGUGACUGUGUUCAAACUCAUCAGGACGCUAAUACCGUAAUCAACCUCUUGAAGGCUCUAAACGUCACUCACUCUCACCGGGUGGCGUCUAAGGCCAAAGGUCGUGACCCAGAGAUGCCAGCCUGGCGUUUCCGUUCCCGCACGCCUCAUCUCACGCUACCCCAGGACUUUUCCGACUACCUCUUUAGCACUUCACAGGGCGUCCUGGGUUUCCACCUGGUGGGUCGGCAAACCAGAGGCUCGGAGGCCACUCUCAUCUCCCUCACCUCCCCUGCCCAGCAGCAGCAUGACGGACGCCCCCUGCUGGAGCUGGUCUCCAACACCCGAGCAGACUGGCUGCAGCUGGAGGUCAGGUCAGCGGACGUCCUACGGCCAGAGGUGAUCAAGCUGCCAGGCGGGAGUCCCUUCACAGUUGGUUGGGUGAGGAUGGCUCUGAGUGUGGAGCCCAGACAGGUGGUGCUGUUUGUGGAAUGCGAGGAGGCCUUGGUGCUCAAACAGAAAGAAGGUGGACGAAUCCUGACUCUAGACUUCCCCCACGAUCUGAAGGUCACGUUCUCCAGCACUGCAGGAAAUAAGGCCAGCAAGUUCAGCGGUUUUUGGCAGACUGCUGAACUCUCCACAAGGGCAUAUGAGAGGCGUCCGUGGUUCUGUGACAAUGUAACAGACUCCCUUCCUGACACAGUCCAACCCACCAGUCCCACCGUAUCAGCAAUCUCAGACCUGGAUAUGAUGAAUGACCAGGCAAACCGUGGAGAUGAAAUAGUAUUAAAUACAAGAUACGACAGUGAAUCAGACUUGCGUUUAGGCCAACUGGAGAACAACCUGCAUAGCAUCAAGACCAUGCUGGACAUGCUAAAGAAACAGAACACUGACCUGCAGACGAAGGUUGAGUACUUGGAAACGUGUGAAUGUACAAAAAAACUCACACGAAAGUGCGUUUAUGAAGGACGUCAGGUGGAUGAGGGACAUCGCUGGUCUCCUGACAGCCGCACCGUCUGUUCCUGCACCAAUGGCCACAUUCAGUGUAACCGUUUAAGUGAAUGCAGCUUUCAUGGCAAUAUCUAUAAUAACGGUGAUGUCUUCAGCCCAGACGACUGCAACCGGUGUAUGUGUGAGAAUGGAAGAGUAGAAUGCGAAGUGAAUCCAUGUCCACCACAGUCCUGUGAGGAGCCGUCUGUUCCUCAGAGACCAUGCUGCCCUGCCCACCAAACAAAAUGUAGGCAUGAGGGUGAAAUCCAUGAGAACGGUGAUGUGUUUGUGUCGAGAUCCAACCCUUGCCACAAAUGCAUCUGCUCUAACAGUGAGGUGUCAUGUAAUCCCAUUGAGUGUCCGCCCACCCCGUGUCCCAACCCCUACAUGAGACGUGGGGAGUGUUGCCCUACCUGCUCUGCAUGUGAUGUGGGCGGUCGGCCAUACAACGACUCUUUCAGCACCAUUGAUGGCUGCCAGACCUGUACAUGUCAGGGUGGGAAUCAGGCUUGUGUUGAUGUGCAACAGUGUCCUCAGACGUGUCAAGAUGGUGUGAAGCCACCGUUUGGCUCCUGCUGCAGAGAUUGUUCCCGCUGUAACUUUGAGGGGCAAGUUGUCCUAGACGGCGUCUCUUUUCAAGCCAACCGUAACCCCUGCAAACACUGUGUGUGCAAUGCAGGGAAUAUAGAAUGUGAAACUCUGUCGUGUCCUACAACUCCUUGUCUUUUGGUGGAGACUGUAGGUGGGCAGUGCUGUCCCAGGUGUCGAAGUUGUGUCCAGAACAAUGUGUGGCACCUGCACGGUUCUCAGUGGAACCAUCCUGAUGACCCCUGCACGACCUGUACAUGCAUGGAGGGUCAGGCUCAGUGUGAGCGUGAACCCUGUCAUGUCCCCUGUACAAACCCAGCCUCUGCUCCCCCCGGAUCCUGCUGUCCUGUCUGUGACGGUUGUAAUGUGAAUGGAAGGGACAUCCAGAAUAGGAUGGAUUUGCCGCCAGGACCCAGUUGUGAGGGCAGAUGUACAUGUGUGAAUGGAAAUAUUAAUUGCGUUCAGCACCCCUGCCCAUCGACUCCCUGUUAUAAUCCAGUGAAGAGACCAGAAGAAUGUUGUGAACGAUGUGAGGAGUGCAGAUAUGAGGAUAUUGUAUACACAGACGGUAAAACCUUCGUAUCUAGAGAGGAUCCGUGCUUGAAAUGUCAAUGCUUGGGUGGGCAAGUGUCAUGUGAAUCUACAAUAUCUUCAUGUCCGCCUCCCAGUUGCACGCACCCAACAAAUUCACAUGGCCAGUGCUGCCCUACUUGUCACAUGUGUAUAUAUGAAGGAAGGAUUUACGAAGAUGGACAAGAGUUCAGGCCUGCCGGUGGUGGUCCAUGCGUUCAGUGUACAUGCAAGGGGGGUAACGUGAGAUGUCACCAGGAAAGAUGCCCAUCUUUGAAUUGUGCAGUUGCCACUCCUGCUCCUCCUAACAUCUGCUGCCCAGUGUGCAGAGGAUGUAUGUGGAAUGGCGUUCGGUAUGAGGAAGGAGACACGUGGACUGACGCUGACCAAAGAUGUUCUUGUGUGGGGGGGCAGGCUACAUGUAGUCAAAACUGUGCCCCGACCCCCGGGCCCUGCCUAGAGCCCACCAUACCAACAGAAGUCUGUGAAUAUGAUAACCGCAUCAUUACUAAUGGAGGUACAGUUCCAAAUCCUGGGAAUCCAUGUGAGGAUUGUGUUUGCACUGAUGGACGUGUGGACUGUGGGAAUCGCGAGUGUCCAAGGCCGAACUGCAACUAUCCUCGGCCGGGGACGUGCUGCCAAAACAACUGCAAUGGAUGUAGAUAUGCAGGUAAUGAGUAUCCAAAUGGAAUGGAAUUUCCACAUCAAGAAGACAAAUGCAGGAUGUGCCGUUGCACCAAUGGUAACGUCCAGUGUCUGAUGAAGCGAUGUCCAGCGGUGCAUUGUGCUGAUUCGUUUGUUCCGCCAGGAGAGUGCUGCCGCCAGUGUCCAGUACCCCUUGCUGACUGCAAUGUUGAAAGACAGCAUUACAGACACAGGCAGCAGUUCCACCAUCCCACUGACAGCUGUCAAUCAUGCAUCUGCACCAAUGGGACAAUGACAUGCCGGCGCAGGCCCUGCCCCUCUGCCUCCUGCUCUCACCCCAUAAUUCAAGAGUGCUGUCGCACAUGUGAUGGUUGUCUGUAUAAUAGGAGGGAACACACUAACGGUGCUACAUUUGAGGAUGCAUCAGACCCAUGCAGGACAUGUGUUUGUCGUGAUGGGACUGUGACCUGUGACCGUAAUCACUGUCCCCGCAGUGCCUGUCCUUUCCCUAUACAGGGCAAGUGCUGCCCACAAUGUGAUGGCUGCAUGUAUGCUGGCGUGGAGUACCUGAACGGUCAGGAGUUUGCAGACCCUUCUGAUCACUGCGGUCGUUGCAUGUGCAUGAAUGGUCACGCGACCUGCAAUAGGAGGUCAUGUCACAAUCCAGGAUGUAGUUACCCCACCAAUAGGGCGGACCAGUGUUGUCCUGUGUGUGAAGGCUGUCAGUUUGAGGGAAGAGUUUAUGCAGAUGGUGAGUCGUUCCAAUCACCCACAGCAUCAUGUGAGGAGUGCAGAUGUUCUAGAGGUGAGGUUCAGUGCUCUCCUAAAAGCUGUCCCACGAUCUCCUGCCCUCACCCUCAGCGGGACCCCUGCGCAUGUCAAAUGUGUGAAGGCUGUCUAUACCGCAGUCGGGAUUGUGAAAAUGGAGAACGCUUCCCUGAUCCCAACGACCACUGCCGGGGCUGUAUUUGCCUGAAUGGAAGUGUAUCAUGCACACCCGUGUCUUGUCCAGAAGUGUCUUGCAAGCGCCCUGUGCGUCCUCCAGGUGAGUGCUGUCCUGUGUGCACAGGGACAUGUGAACACCUGGGACAGGUGCAUGAGAACAGUGCCACAUUCACCCCACCCAACGACCACUGCUCUACCUGCACAUGCCUGAGCGGAGUCGUGUUGUGUGAGAAAAAGCCGUGUUCUCAGCAGUGCACACAUCCGAUGCACAAUAGGCACUGCUGUCCGGUGUGUGACGACUGUCUGUUUGAAGGGCGGAGGUAUGCAAACACACAGACGUUCGACACCCCCUCGGACCCCUGCAGGCGCUGCGUGUGUCAGAGCGGCUCUGUUACGUGCACCGGGGUCGCCUGUCCUGUGGUUUCCUGCCGGAACCCCGUCACCCCACCGGGACAGUGCUGCCCACAGUGCAGAGUAUGUGUUCAACAAGGUCAGGAGUAUGAAGAAGGACAGAGCUUGACCCUCCCUGCUGAUCCCUGCUUGAGCUGCACCUGUGUGGAUGGUGAGAUGAGCUGUGUAGGUCCUCAUUGUGCUAAACUGACCUGCAUGCAUCAGGUCACUGAUCCCGGCUCCUGCUGUCCCCGCUGCAGAGGCUGUUUUUAUGACGGUGUCGAGCACAUUGAAGGCAGUACCUGGUUUCUAUCCAGUGGUCCCUGCAUGUCCUGUAUGUGUGUGGAUGGAGUGACCACCUGCUCGAAGGUCCACUGUCUCUCCACCUGUCUAAACCAGAUCAGCGUGCCUGGAGAAUGUUGCCCAGUGUGUGCAGACUGCGUGUUUGAGGGCCGUGUGUACGGCCCUGGAGAGAGUUUCCACCCUUCUGGUGACCACUGUCAGAUCUGCACCUGUGAGGUGAUGCCAGACGGGGAACAGCACUUGAGCUGCUAUAGGAAGCAGUGCCCGAGUCUGGUGGACUGUCCUAAACACAAUAUCCUAUACAGCGGCUCUGACUCCUGCUGCCCUGUCUGUGCACAGCCCCUCAGUAACUGCACAGCUACACUGAUCGGUAAUGAAGUGUUAGCCACUGAUGAUCCGUGUUUCACCUGUCAGUGCAAGGAUUUGACAUGGACGUGUAUUCAUCAAGGCUGUCCUCCUCUCAGCUGCCCUCCGGAUUAUCAGCGCACACACCCUGAUUCCUGCUGCCCCGUCUGUGACGAGUGUGUAUUAGAGGGCGAAACCCACGUACUAAGCGGACAGAGAUGGACAGACCAGGAGAAUGAGUGUAUCACCUGCAUCUGCAAUCAAGGGCACAUCGAGUGUGAUCUGCAGGAGUGUCCUCCUCUUGAUUGUCCGGAUGGAUCAGUCAAAGUGAAGAACCCUGGGAAGUGCUGUCUAGAGUGCAAAGGCAUCACAACCGUAGUCUACUCCAUAGACACUGGUGCACAAUGUGUGUACGAGGGACAGCUGUACAGCCCCAAUGACCACUGGGAGGUGGAUGAGUGUACGACCUGCACCUGUGUGUCCGGAGACGUGCACUGCCAAACCCAGAGAUGCCCAACGCUCACGUGUGCCUCGGAUGAAACUCCGGCCCUGGUUCCUGGAAUGUGUUGUCCUCACUGCAUUCCCCACCCCGCCACCUGCAUUGUGUUUGGAGACCCUCACUAUCGAACGUUUGAUGGAAAGAUGGUGAACUUCCAGGGGACGUGCACAUAUGUUCUAGCUCAGGACUGUGAGGGCAGUAACUUCAGUGUCCAUGUGUCUAAUGAGGACCGGGGACGUAGGGGAGUGUCUUGGACUAAAGAAGUGACCGUGUUUAUUGGAGAUGUUGUGGUGCAGCUGUUUCAGGACUGGAUUGUCAAGGUUGAUUAUCAACCCGUCUCCCUGCCGUUUCUUAAAGAGCCGUAUGUUUACCUGGAGCGCAAGACCAACACCAUCCUCCUAAACACCAAUGUUGGGCUGAAGGUGUUAUGGAAUGGCCGGUCUCAUGUGGAAGUUAGCGUUCCUGGUAGCUACAAGAAGCACAUGUGCGGUUUAUGUGGCAACUUCAAUAACUACCCUCAGGACGACAUGAAACUUCGCAAUGGACAAAUCGCCAAUUCUGAAGCAGCUUUCGGAAACAACUGGAAGGUGGGCAGUGUAAAUUCAAGUGUUCAGUGUUCUGAUGUGAAAAACAUUAAUCCGUGUAAGGAGGCUGGAUACUCUGCCCGUAAGACCGCAAAUGCUCGCUGCACAGUGCUGAAGUCGCCCGUGUUUGAGCGUUGUCAUAAGGUGGUGCCACCCGAGAUGUUCUUUGCAUCAUGUGUGUAUGAUCUGUGCGCCUGCGGGUCCAAUUUGGAUGAUUGUUUGUGUGACGUGUUGGAGGCUUACGCGUCCGAGUGCCGUGAAGCCGGGGUUAUCCUGCAGUGGAGGUCGCCGACACUCUGCGCUGUGGGUUGCCCGCUGGACCGCGGUUAUGUGUUUGAUGAGUGUGGGCCACCGUGUCCUAAGACGUGUUUUAAUAAAGACGUGCCACUCGGUGUGAUCGAGGCUCACUGCUUUAAACCCUGUGUGCCAGGAUGCCAGUGUCCCGCUGGACUGGUUGAACACAACGCCCACUGCAUCGCCCCUGAGAAAUGCCCUAAAAUUAUCCAUGGCAAUCUUUGAGACCCUUAAACUGUGGAGUCAAAUCGGUUUGUCUACAAGGUCUAAAUAUCACUGAAUCUUGUUUUAAUCAUCCCUGAGAUCUGAUGAACUAAAACAAGUUCUUGAAGUCAACAUGAAAUCAAAAUUUGCUUUAUUUCUUUAUAAUGCACAUUCCUGGUCUUAUUCUGUAAAGGCCUAUUCAGUAUUCACACUGCACCGACAGACACCCACCAACGCCAAACGCUUGUUUUUGCCGAUUGAACAUGUUCAUUUGCGGUUUGCCGCAAUGUCAAAUGGGAAUAUCUGAGAAAUGACGUACUAAUCUGAGUGUGAAUUGGCCUUAAAAUUAGUUCACAUUAUUUCAUAUAAAAACGUUUAUAAUCAUUAUACAAAUGUAAAAACUUGCUAGUUUUCAGCUGACAUCACAAAUCCCUCUUACUUAUCAACCCUUGUCCAACAUCUGCCUUCACUUUUCACAAUUCUGUCAUUUCCUGAUGAAUAUAAAGUACCAUCCUAAUUUUUUUUUUGUUAAAUAACCUGAUUCACUCAGAAAUUCAUCAGAUUACAGGUAUAAUGAGCGAAUGGAGUUUUGUAUUGACUUUAAAAUGCUUGAGCUUAACGCACAUUUACAGUUUUUUACUUUAUAGUUCAAACCACAUUAACAAUCCUCUACUGUAUACUGUAUUUGUGUGUUUGUUUGUUUGUUUGUUUGUUUAGGAGACUUUGAGCGAGACUCGAGAGAAAUGGUGACCGAUCCGUACCAGGCUCUGUGCUUGAAUGUAAUUCAUAGUUUUUAAUGUUUAUUUUAAAUCAUUAUUAUUUUUGGCCAAAAUAUCUCUUUAAUAUUCCAUCUUUCUGCCAUUCUGGAUGACAGGGUUUCAUUCUCUCCUUCCGGAGACUGACAUUUGAUCGUUCUUUUGUUUGUUUUUGUGUUUAACUUUAAUUCAGCACUUAAAUACUGCCACUUUUAGUUGUGGAAGGGCUUAAGGACUUAAAGGACUUUAGAAAUAAAGGCAAGACACUAAUCUCCUUUUAUCGUCUUCCACGUACAUAUUAACCACUUUUUCUAAGUGUACUCUAGUCCAAGCAUUUCUUUCUGUCAGUAAUUGAGCUAACAUCUUUAGUUGACCUGUCAGGUACCGUUACACUGGUUUGGAAAGUUCUCUUAUAGUUUGUCAAUGCUGUAAAAAGUCAUUUGAAACCCGUUGCCUUUAAAAUUAAGUAAAUAAACUUCAUGCAUAAUUGGAAAAAAAAAUAAGUUACUGUAUGUGGAAUUGUCAAGUUCAAUUCACAUAACUAAAAAUUAUUAAUUAAUAAACCAUGCGUAAUUGAAAAAAUUAAGUUGUGAACUUGACAAUUUCACAUAACUUAAUUUUGAGGCAAUGGUUUCCUCAGUUUUUUUAAAGUUAAGUCAACUGAUUACUUUUUACAGUACAGGGCAUGAGAACGAGAAAGAAAUAGUUUUUUUUUUUAAUCAAAACUGUGACGUAAGAAUUAUGCCAAUGUGAUGCCACAUGUGGAACACACAAUUUGUGAUGCUAAUUUACACUUUUUUCCCCAAUUGUUGUUUCAUAUCCCCUUCCUCCACACCACAAUGAAGAUUUUAUAGCUGAAAAAUAGAUGUAUCUGAACCUGCAAUGUGAAAUUUAUGUUGUUGGGUUCUUUUCUCUUCAGCUCUUGUGUGUAUUCAUGUACCCAAAAACACAAACUCAUAUUGUAUGUUAUGAACUGGUACAAUAUUUUGUGGUAUGUUCUGCCUUGAGCGUAUGUCCAUAGUAUGAAACUGGAACACUGUUGUCAUUUAGUCAAAUGCCUUUUUAUUGUAAACUGAUGCUGGUGGUUUCCUUUUUUUUUUUUUUUUUUGGUAUAAUGCAAUACUGUACCUGUUACCUGUUGUCAGAGUUAGGCUUUAAAAUCCGAUAUCAAACAAAUAAAUAUUCCAAAUGG